Molecule: messenger RNA, 1440 nt
Organism: Candidula unifasciata
Lineage: Eukaryota; Metazoa; Mollusca; Gastropoda; Stylommatophora; Geomitridae
Source: the annotation of a GenBank genome assembly
AUGGAAUGGAUUACACUGCUUUGUUUGAUCUCCGCAGCUCCAGCGACCAUCGCUACGGGACUGACUUCCACGUUAACUGUCCGCUGUUCUCUGAAGAACGAUGCAAAACCGGGGCAGGCCAUUUCCCGUGUAACUAAAAUCGUACUUAGUAAAGUUAAAGGCUCCGCCCAGGAAGAUGUAGCUAGCAUUGCUAAUGGUAAACCUGCUGUGGCUGGAACUUCUGCAUUAGGCGCCACGGUGACUGGUGGACUUCCCGACAACAAUGGAUUCGUGCAGGCUACUUGGUCAUUUCCUGGUCCCCAACAGACCGGGACGUACCACUGUGAAAUCACGGCACUGCUAACAGACGGGACCAACAUUAAGUUUAAGACUAAUAUUGAAGUUCGUGAAAGUGUUGAUGGCAUGGUCAAAUUGCUUUCUAAGUAUAAAGAACAAAUUGAGGUUUUGAUAAAAGCUCUUACUGCUGUGCAGCCUAGUCAGUCUGCAAGAUCUACAGUUGUUAUCAAAGUGCUUGAUAGUUCUAAAGCUACAAUCACUUCUUUGACUAAUGCUAUACGUGAUGUGCAAACCAGUCACUCUCUAGGGGCUGAUGCUUUGAUGAAGCUGAUUGAGCAAUCUAAAGCCCAGGUUGCUGCUUUAAAUGCAGCUUUAAAUGAUCUGAAAACUGUUGUCCCAAUAAAUUUUAAAAGUGCUUCACUGGUGUUAGCAUUACCCAAUGGUGAAACUGAUUCUUUGAAUAGGGCUCUAAAUGACCUCAAUACCAAUUUCUCGUCAAAAGUGAAAGUUUGGAUAAAGCUGUUUGACGAAUUGGCGGUUGCUAUUAAGUCCCUGAAAAAAGUUAUAAGUGAUCUGAAAGCCAAUAAGACACCAAAUACUGGCGUUGUUAUACGGCUGAUCGAAACAUCUAAAAUGUAUCUUAUUUCUUUGACGAAUGCUAUAAGGGAUCUGAAAAACAUCCGCUCACCAAGUGCUGAGAUUGUGAUAAAGCUGUGUUUGAGGUAUACAAGCGAGAUUACUACUUUACGAAACCAGUUAAUUAUUCUGGAGACCAUUGGCCCAGCAAAUGUAGCUGCCGUGAUAAAGCUGUAUGUACUCUCGAAACACGAGACUGAAUUGCUGGACAUAGACUUGCGUUAUCUGAGAACCAGGCACUCCCCAAUAGCUGCUAUUCUGAUAAGGCUGAUUUUACAAUCUAAAAAUGAAAUCAUUUCAAUAAAAAAAGAUGUAGAUCGCAUGAAAACCCCUGGCUCAUUAAAUUCUGUAGCUGUUAGAAAGCUGCUUUCCCGUCUUGACUAUCUGAUUACCUAUUACACUCAAGCUGUAAGAGAUGUGAAACUCAAACACUCUCAUUGUGCUGAGUUUCUGAUAAAGCUGCUUGAACGGACUAUAAACGAGUUUACUAUUCUAAAGAAAACUGUUAAAGAUGUUCCACUCUCUUGA